Messenger RNA from Monodelphis domestica (gray short-tailed opossum), 3118 nucleotides. RefSeq lists its product as uncharacterized. The record is from RefSeq and is a predicted model, not a curated record. Gene Ontology annotation, molecular function: ATP-dependent protein folding chaperone; ATP binding. NCBI's taxonomy places the organism in Eukaryota, Metazoa, Chordata, Mammalia, Didelphimorphia, Didelphidae.
AUGGGGUUCCUGCAGGAGGCGUUUUGGAGGCGCGGGCUGUUGCAUUUCAUCUGUGUGGGUGCUGAGUGUGAGGACAGGCACGGGUUCCCUGGUGGUCUAGUGGUUAGGAUUCGGCGCUCUCACCGCCGCGGCCCGGGUUCGAUUCCCGGUCAGGGAAAGGUGUUUUGUUGCUGCCUUGCCUCUCACCUCCCCACGGUCCAAGCUUCCCCCCAGGGGUCAGGACUGAGCCUCGGAGGACCCUGGUCACCCGUUCACCCGGUGGUCCACUGCUUGGUCGAGUGCCAAGUGGGUCUCUCGGAGAGUGUUUGCAGAUGGCUGUGUGCCAAGGGAGUGAGGAAGCCGAGGGUCCCGGGGCCACCUUCUCUGGGGAAAGGCUCUCCCAGACCCCGGGAAUCCAGUGUUUACACCAGGUUCGCCCAUUCGACCGCCUGUCUGAGGCCCAACUUCCACCCCGAGAGCUCCAACCACCGUGCUGGGUUCCAGCUCCAGCUCUGUCCUUAUCCCUUCCUGCUCUCCACCGCCAGCCAGCCGGGCCGGGACACUCCCGGGGCCAGCUGGGAGCACAGGGUUCCCGAGCAAGGACAGCCCCCGAACCGUCAGCUCCCGAACCCAGCAGACGCAGACCCCAGAAAGUCAUUCAGAGUCUGCUGGGAUCCGGGGAAGCCGCUCUCCGCCCGGGCCCCUCCCCUGUCCCCCCGGCUUUGGAAGGCCACGGCCUCCUACCCCCGCCAAGGUUCUGGAGGAGCCGAGCCCUCGGAUCCCAUUCAAUGGUCUGUCGGAGGGAGGGGCGGGCUCCUCCAGACCCUUUCUUCCGUGCUCCCAGAAAAGCCGGGAAGCAGAACCCGGCACCGCCAUCGCAGCAGAGAAAAGACACCGAAGAGCAGCAGGAGCCGAGACCCUCCCGGGACCCAGGUUCCCACACGGAGUGCUCCCACAGGGCCAGCAGCGCCAGAAGUACUAGCCAAUGCCACCAGCACCAGCAGCACGAGCUUUAACAGCACUGGCAGUUACGGGAGUACGGGCAGCAGCGCCGGUCCGUCCGUCUGUCAGUUCCUGUGCCUAGCCGACCAGAGUGGGAGGAACCCGCCUGCCCUGUGUGAGGCCAGCACCCCCGCAUCUGCCUCUGGAGCCCGGCUGCCUGCUUUUUCGGUGUCCGCAGGCCGUAGGCUGCCAGAAGUAGCCCGGAACCCCAAAGAGGCAGCUUGUCCGAGUGCAGCGAGGCGGGGGUGGGGCGGCCGGAGGUCUGUUCCCGAGCCGUUGGUACAACAAAGGCGAGAGAGCGAGGCCAUCCGCCUGGAGGAGAUCUCUCCCUUGGUGCGGAACAAGAUGAAGGAGACCGCAGCGGCCUACCUGGGGCAGCGAGUGAGCAGCACCGCCAUCACGGUGCCAGCCUACUUCAGCGACCCGAGGCGCCAGGGCACUAAGGAUGCGGGGACCAUGGCGGGGCUCCAGGUGCUGAGGAUCAUCAACGAGCCCGUGACUGAGGCCGUGGCCCACGGGCUGGACAGGUCGGACAGGGACAGGCGGGGAGCGCAUUUGCUCCUCUUCGACCUGGACCGCGGCAUCUGCGACCUGUCCGUUCUCACCGUCCACGACGGCAUCUUUGAGGUACAGGCCACAACCAGGGACACCCUGGACGGAGAGGACUUUGACAACCCGCUAAUGAACCACCUCGUGGGAGAGUUCAGGCGCCAACCCCGGAAGGACCCGAGUCAGAACCAGAGGCCCCUGCGGGAGAUGAGGAGCGCUGUGGAGCGAGCGAGCCGAAGGCACGCUGUAGUCCAGCGCGCGGGCCAACCUGGAGAUCGGCUGCCUGGACGAGGGGGUGCGCCUGUUCAGGGCCAUCACCCGGGCCGCUUUGAGGAGCUGUGCUCUGACCUUUACCCGGGCACCCUGGAGCGGGUGGAGAAGGCCUGUGGGACGCCCAGAUGCACAAGGGCCAGAUCCACAGGGUCGUGCUGCUGGUGGUAGUAGUGGGGGUGGGGAUGGGGGUAGGGAAGGGUCCAUCCUCAUCCCCCGGGUGCAGAAGCUGCUGCGGGAUUACUUCCAGGUCGAGGAGCUCAACAAGAGCCUCAAUCCCGACGAAGCCGUGGUCUACGAUGCAGCGGGUGCAGGCGAUCGUAUUGAAUCAUUGCACGAUGUGGUCCUCCCCCCCGCCCCCGCUCCAACACCCCCCCCACCCCCCCCCCCCGUCCCUGUGCCUGGAGACAGCAGGCGCUCUGUUGACGACCCUGACUGAGCGUGACUCCACCAUCCCGGCAAGCAGACGCAGACAUCCUCGACAGCAGCUUGCUGGGUGGCUUUGAGCUGGCAGACUCCCAUCCCCUCCACCCCCACCCCCACCCCCACUUCCCCCACCCCCGGCCACCGCCGGCAAGCACACACACACACACACACACACACACACACACACACACACACACACACACACACACACCCAGGGCUACGAUUCCCCCAGGUGGAGAAGACCUUUGAAGUGAUGCUGGUGACAUCUUGAAUGCGCCAGCCACCGUCAAGAGCACGGACAAGGGCCGACAGGAUCGCUAUGGCCAAUGACAAGGGCCGGCUGCUCGGCCUGGAGGAGGUGGAGAGGCUGGUGCGGGAAGCCCAGAAGUCCAGCCAGGAGGGCAGCCAGCUGGCUGAAAAGGAGUAUGAACAGCAGACGUGGGAGCACCUGUGUCACCCCAUCCUGGCCCAGCUCUGCCAGGAACCCUGGGCACCUGCUGCAGGGAGCAGCUGUGGGACCCAGGCCAGGCAGGCAGACCCCAGCCCUGGACCCACCAUACUCCCACGGGGGACCCUCCUGGCUGGAGGUCUCUUCUCUGAAUGUUGCUCCUCCUCCAGGGUCUCAGGCCUUUGCCCCAAGUGCUUUCAUAGGCAUCCCUGUCCUCAGUGGAUCCUGGAAAUGAGUCUUCCUCCUCUGACUUUCCUCCCUCCAUCUUCCCUUUCCAGCCCAGACAAGCCACACAGUGUCUGGACAGGCUUUCCUGCCACUGGUUUCGUAGAUCUCUUAUGUUAGCUGUGUUUUCUAGGACUUCUUCUGUGAAAUAUUUAUAUUGAUAUUGUUUCUGUAAAAGAAAGAGGGUCUUGGAAUAAAUGGUGCAAAAUUUAACCGCAA